AUGAUAUAAUAGAAAAAAUAUUAUAGAUCUCUAAAACAAUUUUAAAAAUCAUAGCUUUCAUCUCAUAAAGUUCUCCAUAUUGAUUUUACUUCAUAUAAUUCUGAUGAUUAACUUGUUUUAAGAUUAGCUUCUGCUUUAGAAAAGUGCACUAAUCUCUAAAAUUUAGAGUUUGAUGCUUGUUAUAAUAAAAUAAGUGCAACUGGUGCAUCAGGUUUAGGUAUUUCUUUAGCAAAGUGUGCUAAACUCUCAGAUUUGACGCUUAAUUUCAAUUCUAACCAAAUUGGCGAUGAAGGUGCAUCAGGUUUAGGUUCUGCUUUAGCAAACUGCAUUAAUCUAUCAAAUUUGAUACUUCUUCUUGAGUAAAAUUAAAUUGGGGCAAUAGGUGCAUCAGGCUUAGUUUCUGGUUUAUCAAAGUGCUCAAAUCUCUCAAAAUUAACACUUGAUCUAUACUUUAACUAAAUUGGUGAUGAAGGUCUAUCAGGUUUAGGCUCUGCUUUAGCAAACUGCAUUAAUCUAUAAAAUUUGACACUUAUUCUUGGGGUUAAAAAUAUUGGUGCAAUUAGUGUAUCAGACUUAGCUUAUGGUUUAGCAAAGUGCUCAAAUCUCUCAAAUUUGAUUUUUGUUUUGAACCAAAGUUUAAUUGGUGAUGAAGGCGCAUCAGUCUUAGGCUCUGCUUUAGCAAACUGCAAAAAUCUAUAAAAUUUGAGUCUUAGUCUCACUUACAGUAAUAUUGGCGAUUAAGGUGUAUCAAAUUUAAGUAUUGCUAUAGAAAACUCUAUUAAUCUCUUAAACUUGACACUUAAUCUCACGAACAAUCAUAUUGGUUCAAUUGGUGUAUCACACUUGGGUUCUGCUUUAGCAAGCUGCCCUAAACUCUCAUACUUGACACUUGAUCUUUCUAACAAUGAAAUUUGUGCAAUCGGUGCAUCAGACUUAGGCUCUGCUUUAGAAAGCUGCCCUAAACUCUCGUAUUUGGAUCUUUAUCUGAAUGGUAAUUAAAUUGGUGAUGAAGGUUUAUUAAGUUUAGGUUCUGCUUUAGCAAACUGCACUUAUCUCUCUAAUUUGAAUAUUGGUAGGUUAGAAGGCGAAAGCAAUUAAAAAUUUAAGAAUAAGUGUCUUAAAUAAAAAAGAUUAGUCUUCUUUAGAUAAGAUUGUUGA
Molecule: messenger RNA, 1158 nt
Organism: Tetrahymena thermophila SB210
Lineage: Eukaryota; Ciliophora; Oligohymenophorea; Hymenostomatida; Tetrahymenidae
Product: cyclic nucleotide-binding domain protein
Exons: 14
Biological process (GO): activation of GTPase activity; nucleocytoplasmic transport
Cellular component (GO): perinuclear region of cytoplasm; cytosol; nucleus
Molecular function (GO): GTPase activator activity; small GTPase binding
Source: RefSeq, a predicted model, not a curated record